This is a messenger RNA of Pangasianodon hypophthalmus (striped catfish), 1374 nucleotides long. RefSeq names its product lin-52 DREAM MuvB core complex component (gene lin52). The transcript has 6 exons. Gene Ontology annotation, biological process: regulation of DNA-templated transcription. The record is from RefSeq and is a predicted model, not a curated record. Gene Ontology annotation, cellular component: DRM complex. Lineage: Eukaryota; Metazoa; Chordata; Actinopteri; Siluriformes; Pangasiidae. Bases 79 to 417 code for a protein of 112 amino acids.
AAGGCGGGGCUUUUUCCGUUACUCAGUUAACAUCUCCUCAACGAUUGGCUCUAGCACAUCACGUGGUUCGAUGUCAAAAUGGCGUCUCCGAAUGGAGCUGAGGACUUUGAGUCGUCGUUGCUGAGCUAUGAAAAGCUUGAUAGAGCUUCACCUGACCUCUGGCCAGAACAAUUGCCAGGAGUUUCAGAAUUUGCUGCUACAUUUAAAAAUCCAAUAACAAAUUCUCCACCCAAGUGGAUGGCAGAAUUGGAGUCAGAAGACAUUGAAAUGCUGAAAGAGCUGGGAAGUCUGACCACAGCUAACCUGAUGGAAAAAGUUAAAGGGCUGCAGAACUUGGCGUAUCAGCUGGGCUUGGAAGAGUCCAGAGAAAUGACGAGAGGGAAAUUCCUUAACAUCUUGGAGAGGCCGAAAAAAUGAAGACUGAGGGAGGGACUGACUGUGUUUGGACCUAUAUCAAGAGACUUUGUAGCAAAAUAACUGUGCCAUGAUCUGGAACAUCUGAAAGCUUAGCUGGAUGAAUUUAUUUAUAUACGCAGAGUUACCAGUUUAUUAGGUACAUAUGCAGGUCUUGACCAUUUAAUCAGGCAAACCUACCAUGUAGGUGCGUUGUCUAGAUAUAUAAUUAUUAUUGUAGCUGAUCUGUUGAUAUGUACAGUUCGUCAGCUGCUAUCCUCCCCUUCGACUGGGAAAGGACCACAGUAGGACCACUGUUGACCAGGUAUCAUUCAGUUGGGGAGCCAUUUUCAGCAAAGCAGUGACACUGAGCUAGUCGUAGUGUAGUGCGUGUGGUGCUGGUGUGUAGAAGGUGCAGCAGUGUUAUCGGGGUUUUAAACAUCUCCGUGUUGCUGCUGGGAUGAGAAACAUACUACCAGAAAAAAAUAUCCAGCCAACAGUAUCCUGUGGUCAGAAACAGAUAAAGAUAAAAAAAUACAGUGUUUAAAAACACAAUCAGUGCUGCUCUAUCAUACUCAUACCAGCACCACACACACUAUCAUGUCAGUGUCGCUGUCGUGCCGAAAGUCCACUGCCCACAUUAUCUGCUCAGCAGUAGUUCUUAUGCUGGUUCUUUUUCAUUAGUGAAUGAGGUAUAGCAACAGAUUGGGAUACAGUCUUCAAAUGUAUACCUACAGAGUGACCCUAUAUGGUAGGUGUACCUGAUAAAAUGGCCAAUGGGUAUAGUUACAGGCAUGGUGAACUGAUGCAAGUUCCUGUACAUGUAUAAUGUGUAAAAUAUUUUUUGAUUGUGUUUUUUUCCUUAAUUAAAUGCUUUUUUGUUUAUGUCUGCUCUAUAUUUAUUUACUGACUAAAUCACUCUUGUCUUAUUUCCAGUUAACAUUAUUUAUUAAUAAAAUCAUUUUUUUUAAUUAUUUUUAA